Messenger RNA from Paramacrobiotus metropolitanus, 1061 nucleotides. RefSeq lists its product as uncharacterized. NCBI's taxonomy places the organism in Eukaryota, Metazoa, Tardigrada, Eutardigrada, Parachela, Macrobiotidae. The record is from RefSeq and is a predicted model, not a curated record. Bases 267 to 893 code for a protein of 208 amino acids. The transcript has 4 exons.
CUAAAAUCCGGCUCGUUUGUCGCCCUUUUUAUCUGUGUCAGUUGGCACUUGUGGGAUAUGCCACAGUAUUUGAAGCACGUUUACAACCACUAUCUGCAGAGCAAAUCGAAAAUCUCCCGUGAUCUUUCUUUUGCCUCCCCUCGACGAACAAAUCCGGAGGGCGCCGUUAUUGUCAGUGUCCUAGCAGCCAUCAAUUUUCUCCUGCACAAAUGUGAGCUGGGAUUAUUCACGGAUGUUGCUGGAGUGCACCAGCAAGGAACGCAAUUAUGGGCGCAGAACUUCCACAACAAGCUGUCAGCGAAAGGAGAAACACUGUACUACUGGGGAAUAUAUGCCGGUGUAAUUGCCGAUAUGCAGCUGGCACUGGUUCGCGGCGUUCUGACUACGUACUGCAUGCUGGCCGUUUGCACGUUUUACAACUGGCACAGGGCGAUAAUGCAUCGUGGCAAACGCAUGAACCGGAGUAUACUGAACACUUCCAUCAGGUCGGGUGGUUCUGCCAGGAUAUGAACUUCCUAUUGCGCUUAUUAUUCGCCCAUGAUUAUGUCGCAUGCGCACUGGUCCUCGGUGAACUGCAUUACCACAAACUUGGGCUAUAUCAACCAUGGAUCAAUGCCAUGGCGGCGCUCUCGCAAAUUCUGAUGACAAUCGUCUUAGCAAAUGCCGUCGCCGCCGUUAGCGAUGAGGGAAACCAUCUGACGGAUGUCUUAGACAAGGCACUGACUAAGGUGGACGGAAUAUCGGAUGCCGAAGAGAACCGGAUACUCAAACAGAUUCGGCAUUUGAAAGAGCAUUCAGUGGGCUGGAAAUUUGGUACUAUGCCCGUUGACAACCACUUCGUCUGGACUGCAGAGAUUGCUUUGGUGUUUCUGUCCGGCUUUAUCGUGAAGUGAAAUCUCAGGCGCCUCGGAACUCGGAAGCUGUUUCUUGGACCGCCGACAGCGACAACUUGGGACAGCAGCCUGCCUGCGUAACCUCAUUGAGGCUCGCAUUGCUUUUUCCGAAUAAGUGGUGUUAUUUUCUAUAAACAUUAUACAAGAAAUUUACGCUAGAAGCGUUUU